Dissoconium aciculare CBS 342.82 is the source of this 1350-nucleotide messenger RNA. RefSeq names its product alpha-ketoacid dehydrogenase kinase. Bases 1 to 1350 code for a protein of 449 amino acids. The record is from RefSeq and is a predicted model, not a curated record. The transcript has a single exon. Gene Ontology annotation, cellular component: mitochondrion. Gene Ontology annotation, molecular function: pyruvate dehydrogenase (acetyl-transferring) kinase activity. Lineage: Eukaryota; Fungi; Ascomycota; Dothideomycetes; Mycosphaerellales; Dissoconiaceae. Gene Ontology annotation, biological process: protein phosphorylation; regulation of glucose metabolic process.
AUGGAGGCAUUGAGGCGCUCACAUAGUCUACUGCGGAGAUUCAAUAAUCCAAGAAAUUUAAGAAGAACAUAUGCGAUCAAUGCGUCUACGAUUGAUGCCUCUGCACAACCUUCCGUACCUCCUCCAUGGAGACCUUCGACAGUCCUCGACGAAUGGGUCGCCCGGGAAGCACAUCCCAUCAGCCUCCGCCAAUUGACCUUCUUCGGUCGAUCGCUAUCCGAAGCACGUCUUUUGAGCUCAGCCAAUUACGUCCGCAUGGAAUUGCCGACCAGGAUCGCUCAUCGUCUUCGAGACAUGCAGACCUUGCCUUACCAGGCAUUGACCAACAAGCACAUCGGACACGUCUAUGAGCUCUAUUACGCAGCAUUCGAACAGUUCCGAAAAGUUCCAGAGAUCCGUACACUUGACGACAACGACCGUUUCUGCCAAGUCAUCAAAACGACGCUAAAUCAGCAUCUGACAGUGAUCCCGCAUUUGGCCAUCGGCGUGCUCGAGAUUCAAGGCUCAGUCAAAAGUGAGCAAUGUGAUCGUUUCAUGAACACUCUGUUACGGUCACGCAUCAGUCGGCGAGUCAUCGCCGAACAGCAUCUAGCUCUCACAGAUACCUUCCACUCGCCAUGGCACUUUCCAGAUGCGAAAAAGUCCCCGAUGGCUCCUGAGGAUGACUUCAUAGGCGAAAUCUUCCUCCGGUGCAAUGCACGGGAAUUGAUUGAGAAAUGCGCAGAGAUCGCGCGAGCCGCAACCAAGCAAGCCUAUGGUCUGGAUGUAGUGUUGCCAGAGAUUGUGGUCAAGGGCCAUCUUGAUAUCACGUUCCCAUAUAUUCCAUCGCAUCUUGAAUACAUCAUCGGGGAACUCCUCCGCAACAGUAUUCAGAGCACCGUUGAGACUUUCAGUCCCGCAUCUCCUUCGACCAAACCUCCACCGAUCGAAGUCCUCGUCUGCGAAGCUCCUCAACACAUCAUCAUCCGAGUAUCCGACCAAGCCGGCGGCGUCGAUCCAGAGGUACUCCCUUAUCUAUGGUCCUUCGCCAAAGGUCCACGCAAGUCCAAACGCCUUCGCAACCUCAACCAAGUUCCCCGUCUCGCGGCGACACCGGAGGAUGUAGUGACACAAACCUCCCAGCAGAAGGAGAAUGUCAAACCUGAUUCGUUGUCGCCGAUCACUGCGCGGUCCGCAGAUUUAAAGCUUGGGAUCGGUCUGCCGAUGAGCAGGAUCUAUGCGGAAUACUGGGCGGGAAAUUUGGAAUUGCAUAGUCUGGAGGGAUAUGGUUCCGAUGCAUUUCUGCAAAUUUCGAGGUUGGGGAAUAAGAACGAGGUUCUGAGUACGAGAGCGAUGAUGGACGCUGUGUGA